CAAUGAUGAAGCUGCCAUAACUCGAAGACGACGUGAUUGCAAAGCGGAACAUCAUUUCGAUCAAUAUGAAACACUGUCCUUGCUUACUUUUCUUAAUGAAAGCCAAUCUGCUCAUUCACCAUCUCCCAGCCAUCUGUCAAAUGGCCGCGUAAAUUCCUGUGGCUGGCGCCCUGUCCACUUUGGAGCCCGUCAACACUCGGCACUCCACCUUUCAUUCUGUUCUCGACUCUUUGCACAACAAUAAUCAAUGCCUUGCACGAACUCGACUUGACGUUGGGCGAGCUUGUACAUAUCGAAACGACCAACGGCUUACCUCCCCUUCCGGCUCGACGCCAUGCCUUUGUAACAUCGACGUCAACAGCACCCUCAAUCUCACCACCACCUCAGCCGCGAAUGCCGCAGUCCUAGCCUCGACCCCGCCUGCGUUCCAGCAGUCCUGAAAACAAACACCGCAGGCAGGCUUUGCAAUACAGCUCCUCUCAAAGAUGGCCACCAAGUCGAGAGCCGUGAAUGCUGCCCACACGGCUGGGAUCUUCGCCGAUAUGUCCCUCGAUGGGCCCGAGAUCGGAACCCUGGUGGCCGUUGUUGACAGAGCAAAGAACCUCCCCAACCGGAAGACAAUGGGUAAACAAGAUCCCUACUGCGCCAUGCGACUGGGCAAAGAAGCAAAGAAGACCGACACAGACAGAAGAGGUGGACAGACACCUAGAUGGGACCAAGAACUCCGGUUCAACGUUCAUGACUGCCCCGACUAUUACAAACUCAAGUGUUCAGUCUUCAACGACGAUAAAAAGACAGAUCUGAUCGGCGAAGCCUGGAUCGACCUUCGAGAAGUCAUUUUGCCUGGGGGCGGAAAGAACGACCUGUGGCACCAAUUGAACUUCAAGGGAAAAUAUGCUGGAGAAAUUCGGGUAGAGUUAACAUACUACGACUCGAGGCCGAAGCCAGAAGUGUCCGCGGAGAGGAGGAAGCAGAGGGAAAAGUCUCAAUCUAUCACUAGUGACGUUCAAAAUAGCUUUUCAGGCUCCCGACAGCUUGGGCCGAGGGAGAUCAAGAGACGGCCGCUUCCACCUGGCCCAGGUGGCUACUCCUCUCCAGUCUCAGUUGCCCAUACUCCCGACUAUUUACCUUCGGAGGAACCGGACAACACGUGGACUGGGCAGGACCAUGGACAGAGCCAUGCUCCGCCGAGACCGCCAAAGCAGCUAAUGCCCGAAACACCAGAUGAUGUCGGCUACAGUUUGCAGUCUCAUUAUACACCGGAGUCAUAUGGGCCACCCGAACCAGACCCAUACGAUCUAUCACUGCCGCCCCUACGUCCUCCAAAAGAGCAGCAACGCCCUUCUAGUGACUACUACAACCAACCUCAAAGACAUUCAUCCCGACACGAUACUCCCAACUACUAUACAGCGGAGGAAUAUAGAGAACGACCACUCCCUCCGACGCAGCCGCCCAACCCAUAUGUCACUGGAGAAUCACCUCAGCCAGAACCUGACCGGCUACCUAGCCCUCGGUCGCCCUUCAACAAUACGCCCGACCAAACGCCAUAUCACUCUUCUCCGCCAAACAGAAUAACGCCUCAAGCCACUCCACCACGACCGGUACAGGGUCAACCCUGGCAGGGUAGGGGGAGCACAUCACCAACCAAGCAUGCGGUGUAUAGAGACAGCCCACUGCGGCAUUCCAUCAGUCAGCACGAGACGCCUCAUCCAGAGUACAGUUAUCCGGAUCCGAGGUUUGACGAGGAGGAUGCCCCACCACCGCCACCACCAGCUCACCGUGGCCCGGUGUCCAGGAUGCCUAUGCUCGCAACAUCGUCGUCCUUCUCCGGUUCAAGUGGUCAACCGUCACCGCGAACUCCGGUCAAGUACGAUUCUGUGGAGGAGAGAAGCCCGCUUCAACGGCUCGAGCAGUACGAUCCGUACUCGUCUCCAUACUCACGAGAAUUGCCUGUUCAAUCUGCUAUGCCGCAUCCAUCACAAAGGAGUCCACGGGACAGCUACAUGCAUCCUCAACCACCACCACCGCACAGAACACUGGAUGAGAGAUAUGAAGCAUAUGCACUGCCUUCGAAUGAAAGAGGGCAACCUUUCAAUGACAAUACAGCAUGGCGGCGGCCAACAUCCUCUGGCAAUAACGCACCGCCGUUCAAUGACUCUCCGGGUCGUAGUCCGGCUGACCAGCGAUUUGGCGAAAUGCCCCAAGACGAUCUUCGACGCUCGAUUGGUUAUGGUCCUCCGAGAAGAGCACAGACAUUUGACGAUUACGGAAAUUACGAUGAGAGGCAGCAACGCAGGUCUGAGCCAGUUAUCGUACGCCCACGAGCCAUCAGUCCUAAUCCUGCCCGCAAUAUACCGCGCAAGUCAAUCACUCCCACGCCUACAACACCAGAAGACCAGAGACAAAUCAGUGGAAUGCCCUUUGGACCUGAUGCGUAUGACGUGCUCAACCCUGGGACGAGCCCUAUAGGCGAAGAUGGUCUGUCAGAUGCAGCGAGAGAGGCUAGCCGGCAGAUCGAGGUCGACAAAAUGAGGGACCAGGGACCGAUCAUCGGCAAUGAUGGCAGAGUUAUUGAUCCUUCUGAUCACCUUCCCGCUGAUACGUGGGCUCCUGAGCCAGAGAGAAAGAACCGACAGCCAGAACACGUUAUCAGGAUCCGGACAAGGGAAGAAGCGCGGAUGCAACAGGCAGCAGGCUCAUCCCCCCUUUCUGUGAGACCUCAUUCCAUUGCAACCUCGCCCUACCAGGCUUCACCUAGUGCUGGAGCAUCUCCCCCGUUUCACAUUUCGCCGACUGCAGCUGGAGCUGAGCCAUCUCCUCGAGGGGAUGCAGGGGGCGGGCGAAACAGACUCAAGAAGCCGAUGCCUGCUCGGCCGCUGCCAGCACAACCAUAUUCUCAUGCCCAGACCAGUCCUGCGGUGAUGACUACGUCCACAAAUAAUGCUAAUGCCAGGCCCAGUCCGCCAACUCAGCGGUAUACGAUUCAUUCGUCUCCUACCGGGCCGACACAACGUCCUCCGUUGUCGGAAUACCAGGUUCCUGCCAUGAAUGACUACAGUCCGCGAGCUGCACCCGAACCUCAACUUUAUCCGCCCACUUCGACACAAGUACCUCAUCACAGCCUGAGCAACUCAAUGGACUAUGGCCCAUAUGGUCGAGAUAACUCGCUUGCUCUGGAGCUAAGCACCAUCGAUAUUGGUCCUUCGAGAAAGACUGCGCUGAGGCCCAUCCGUGGUUAUGGCGCGUAUUAGGACGCCUUUCUUGAUGAGUACAUACACACGCAUUUCCAGGAGUCCGGUGGGUGGGCUAUGGUGGCUUUCGUGGCUUCCGUGGCUAGCCAACGAUCGUGAUAAUAUUGCGCUCGCACAUAGAUAUAUACGCACAGAACAGCGCAUUUGCAUGUACAUGAUUCGCAUAGUGCAAAGUGAGCGGAGUACGGAGUACUCUCACAAGUAAUAAUAUGCAGAACCUGAA
Molecule: messenger RNA, 3474 nt
Organism: Exophiala xenobiotica
Lineage: Eukaryota; Fungi; Ascomycota; Eurotiomycetes; Chaetothyriales; Herpotrichiellaceae
Exons: 2
Coding region: 486-3251 (921 amino acids)
Source: RefSeq, a predicted model, not a curated record